This is a messenger RNA of Drosophila arizonae, 778 nucleotides long. NCBI's taxonomy places the organism in Eukaryota, Metazoa, Arthropoda, Insecta, Diptera, Drosophilidae. The record is from RefSeq and is a predicted model, not a curated record.
AUAUAUAAUUAAUGGUGUCUGGCCAAAGCGCCGAUCGAUGGACAAUUGCAGACAACGCUUUUUUUCAUCACCUUUUUUUGUGUGUCUCUCUAUCACCAAUGACGUCAAACGUAUUUGCCCAGUAAUCUGCGAAGCAGCGUGAGACUAAACGACGCCUCGAGCCCCCGUUUUUGAGCUUCUGUUUCUUGAUUAUUUGAUCGGCUGGACUGUUUUGCAUAAUCUUCGCAUGAUUUGCCAAUAUUUGCGGGGAGCCGGUCAAUGGGUUGACGCGAGUACGACCAUGUAUAUAAGUUGUGGGGUUCCUCCUGCGGUUUGUCAGUCACUCUUCAAUAAUGCGUCUAACAGUAGUCUUCGCACUCAGCAUAUUUGUGGGCGUGGUCGGCUGCCAGCCCACGGGAUCGACAAGAUCGCCAGAUAGAGAGCUGCAGGAGCUGCUCUAUGAUCAAUGGCCGGGAGUGGAGGACGAGCGAGACGCCGAUGCUGAGCUGGAUAAUGCCUAUGAGCUGUACAAGUACAAGACACGAAGACCCAAGGUCCUACAGGAUAUAUCGAAUGCGAUUGACACACAUGAAUUGAGCUAAGAAUUGUAAAGAUGAAUACGGUACAAAGAGGUUUCAGCCGAGGCUCCAACACUAACGGGUCUACAGUCAUUAUAGGAUAUGGUUACACUUAAGUUUCGAAUAAAAGACAUUGGACUUAUGUCAAAUUAUGUCUGAGCAUUUAAGGGUACAUGGAAAUUAUAGGGCAUACGACAAGCAUUUCAGAAAACCCAAAAAAA